This is a messenger RNA of Ilex paraguariensis (yerba mate), 4011 nucleotides long. The record is from the annotation of a GenBank genome assembly. Lineage: Eukaryota; Viridiplantae; Streptophyta; Magnoliopsida; Aquifoliales; Aquifoliaceae.
AUGGGUAAGACGAUUCAGGUGUAUGGAUUUCCCACUCACGUGUCUGCAGCAAUGGUUCAAAAAUUUCUAGAGGAUUAUACAGGAAAAGGAACUGUGUAUGCUUUAGAGGUUAAGGUUUCCAAUGAAAGGAAUAGAGCAUAUGCUAAAGUACAGUUUACCAAUAGGAGAAGUGCUGAGGAUAUCAUCUCAUUGGCAAAUCGGCGGCGGCUCUGGUAUGGGUCCUCUUAUUUAAAAGCUAGGGAAAUGGACUCUGACAUCAUAUCAAAUUCUCGGACCUAUGUGCAUUGCAUGGAACAGGUAAGCCUACAUUUUGGGUGUCAGACGUCAAGGGAGAAUUUUUCAGUUCUCUGGAAAAAGGCAAAUGUUUCUGUAAAAUUUGGGAUUGGAUUGAAAAAAAUGUACUUCUUCCUAUCCCACCUUUUUGUUGGUUACAAGCUUGUGCUAUCCUACGAAAACAUCUGGCAAGUUGAGCUACAUUGUCCACGUGGUCAAACUGCAAAGUUUCUCCUCAUUCAGAAAGGCUACGUUACAAUUUACAUGCUUCUUGUGGAAAUUGGUGACUGCAAGGUUUAUAUGGGCUUAGUAACCUUUGCUGAAUUAUAUGGUGCUCCUCGGAUCUAUGAGCAAGUUGAAGAUUCCCUUCAUAGCUAUUUCAAGGAAACCCCUGAUGAUCAAUGGGUCAGGACAACUGAUUUCACUCAAUCAUUCUGCAUCGGGCAAUCUUCUGGUUUAUGUCUGGAGAUUCCUUACAGAAUUCAGCUUCCAAAUUUCCACGAAAACUUUCCUUACUAUAAAGAAAGUGCAAGCCAAUUUACAUUGGUGAACGGUUACACAUUUUCUAACAAUUCGGAUCUAGUCCCCAUUGUGGGUCCUCCAGGUGGACUUGAGUUGCCAUAUAAAAUAUUAUUCAAGAUUUGUUCCCUGGUUCAACAUGGGUGUCUUCCAGGACCAGCACUUGAUAUCAAUUUUUUCCGUUUGGUUGAUCCACAGAGAAUGGAUAUUGGAUGUAUUGAACAUGCCCUAGAGAAACUGUAUCUUUUGAAGGAGUGCUGCUAUGACCCUGUAAGGUGGAUUAAUCAGGAAUACCAAAAAUACCACACUUCUAGGAGACUUCGUAAAACGCCUGAUGUUGCUUUAGAUGAUGGGUUGUUAUAUGGUGCUCCUCGGAUCUAUGAGCAAGUUGAAGAUUCCCUUCAUAGCUAUUUCAAGGAAACCCCUGAUGAUCAAUGGGUCAGGACAACUGAUUUCACUCAAUCAUUCUGCAUCGGGCAAUCUUCUGGUUUAUGUCUGGAGAUUCCUUACAGAAUUCAGCUUCCAAAUUUCCACGAAAACUUUCCUUACUAUAAAGAAAGUGCAAGCCAAUUUACAUUGGUGAACGGUUACACAUUUUCUAACAAUUCGGAUCUAGUCCCCAUUGUGGGUCCUCCAGGUGGACUUGAGUUGCCAUAUAAAAUAUUAUUCAAGAUUUGUUCCCUGGUUCAACAUGGGUGUCUUCCAGGACCAGCACUUGAUAUCAAUUUUUUCCGUUUGGUUGAUCCACAGAGAAUGGAUAUUGGAUGUAUUGAACAUGCCCUAGAGAAACUGUAUCUUUUGAAGGAGUGCUGCUAUGACCCUGUAAGGUGGAUUAAUCAGGAAUACCAAAAAUACCACACUUCUAGGAGACUUCGUAAAACGCCUGAUGUUGCUUUAGAUGAUGGGUUGGUAUAUGUACGUAGGGUUCAAAUAACCCCAUGCAAAGUGUACUUUUGCGGUCCAGAGGUUAAUGUGUCUAAUCGCGUAUUACGCAAUUAUUCUGCAUAUAUUGAUAAUUUCCUUCGUGUUUCUUUUAUUGAUGAGGAGUGGGAUAAAAUGCAUUCCAUGGACUUAUCUCCCCGUACAGCUUCUGCAAAUGAGGACAGAAGAACCGCUGUUUAUAAGAGGAUACUGUCAAUUCUUAGAAAGGGCAUAGUUAUUGGUAGUCAGAAAUUUGAGUUUCUUGCCUUUUCAUCAAGUCAGCUACAGGAUAAUUCUGCUUGGAUGUUUGCUUCAAGACCUGGGCUUACUGCAGAUGGUAUUAGAACGUGGAUGGGUGAUUUUCAUCAAAUUAGAAACGUGGCGAAAUAUGCUGCCAGACUUGGUCAGUCAUUUGGUUCCUCCACAGAAACUUUGAAUGUUGCUAGCCAUGAAAUUGAAAUUAUUCCUGACGUUGAGGUUGUAAGAGGUGGAGUCAGAUAUGUUUUCUCUGAUGGAAUUGGGAAAAUAUCUGCUGACUUUGCUUGCAGAGUUGCUAUAAAAUGUGGCCUUAAUAGUUCUACUCCAUCUGCCUUUCAGAUCCGGUAUGGUGGAUACAAAGGUGUUGUGGCUGUUGAUCCCAUUUCAUCAAUGAAGUUGUCACUGAGAAAGAGCAUGUCCAAGUAUGAAUCAGAAAACACAAAAUUAGAUGUUCUGGCAUGGAGCAAGUAUCAACCUUGUUUUAUGAAUCGUCAAAUAAUCACUCUUUUGUCUACUCUUGGGGUCAAAGAUCAUGUCUUUGAAAAGAUGCAAAGAGAAGCAGUGAAUCAACUGAACACCAUAUUAACAGAUCCUCUAAGGGCAAAGGAGGCGCUAGAUUUGAUGUCUCCAGGAGAGAACAGUAAAAUUCUCAAGGAAAUGCUUCUGUGUGGUUAUAAGCCUGAUGCGGAACCAUUCCUCUCAAUGAUGCUGCAAACAUUUCGGGCAUCAAAAUUGCUGGACUUGCGGACUAGGACAAGAAUUUUUGUUCCUCGUGCAAGGUCAAUGAUGGGAUGUCUAGAUGAAACUGGAAUCUUAGAGUAUGGGCAGGUAUUUGUGCAACUUUCCGGCACUGGAGGUAGGCUGUUUGAUGAUGUUUCCCUUAAGUACAAUGACAGUGUCUUGGACCAGUGUAAUUUCAUAGUUGAGGGCAAGGUAGUUGUUGCGAAAAACCCGUGCUUGCAUCCUGGUGAUGUGCGUGUUUUAAGGGCUGUUGAUGUGCCAGCAUUGCACCAUAUGGUGGAUUGCAUUGUUUUUCCACAGAAAGGAAAGAGACCUCAUCCAAAUGAAUGCUCUGGAAGCGACUUGGAUGGUGACAUUUACUUUGUCUGUUGGGACUCCGGUCUGAUUCCACCCCGGCAAUUCCAACCUAUGGAUUAUACCCCAGCACCACCUAUGCUGUUGGAUCAUGAAGUUACAAUUGAGGAAGUCGAGGAGUUUUUUACCAACUAUAUACUCAAUGACAGUUUAGGAAUUAUUUCAAAUGCCCACACAGUACUUGCUGAUAGGGAACCUUCCAAGGCAAUGAGUGGUCCUUGUUUAGAGCUUUCGAGGCUGUUUUCAAUUGCAGUUGACUUCCCAAAAACGGGAGUUCCGGCUGAGAUACCCCCUCAUCUGCGUGUGAAAGAGUACCCAGAUUUCAUGGAAAAGCCUGACAAAACCACCUACAUAUCAGAACGCGUGAUUGGAAAGCUUUUCCGAGAGGUAAAAGACAUUGCACCAGAAACAAGCUCUAUUAGAACCUUCACAAGGGAAGUGGCGAGACGGUCAUAUGAUCCUGACAUGGAAGUAGAUGGUUUCAAGGAUUACAUUGAUGAUGCUUUUGAAUAUAAAACUGAGUAUGAUUACAAGUUGGGAAACAUGAUGGAUUACUAUGGCAUAAAAACCGAAUCUGAAAUACUGAGCAGGGGAAUUAUGAAAAUGUCAAAAUCUUUCAACCGGAAAAGGGAUGCAGAAGUAAUUGGUUUGGCUGUAAGGUCCUUAAGGAAGGAAGCCAGGACCUGGUUCAAGAAGAAAGGGAGUGACUCAGAUGCUGGAGCUGAUGACAUUUAUGCAAAAGCAUCGGCUUGGUAUUAUGUAACAUAUCAUCCUACGUAUUGGGGUUGCUACAAUGAGGGAAUGGAUCGGGAUCAUUUCCUUAGUUUUCCAUGGUGUGUCUACGACAAGCUCAUCGAGAUCAAAAAGGAUAAAUCAAGUGUCAGAAGGACUCCCCAUAUGUCUUUGCUUGAACGGCAGUUUGAUUAUGGGUUGAGUCUGAGUUGA